UUUAUUUUGCUACAGACAGCCUGCUUCAAACGAAUAAAACGGGUCCGCCGAACUCUCUCAAUUGAAAACAUAAUUAUUCAAUAAUAAUUGUAAUUUCUAAAUACCUAAUAACUUUGACAUUUGUCAUAAAAAAUUAAUGUUAAAGUAAUUAAACCAAAAAAAAACACAGUGGAGCGCGGUUUGACAAAAAACAUAAUCAAUUCGAAGAAAAAAGUGUGGUGUAAAUCUAUUUUGUUAUUUACAUCAGUUUGUAAAACGCUUUUUCCUGAAUCGCGGUCUUGUUUUACACAGCGGCAAUUGCCGCUAAAUUGCGCGUGUGUUUGUGUGUUUGAUUGAGUGCGCUCGCGUGUGUGCGUUGGUUUUAUUUGGCAGUGGUUGCCACGCCCCGUCCGCCCAAAAGAAAAUUCGUGAAACGCAACAAUAAGUUGCAACUCGCCACAAGGUUAAAGGACGCAUCAUCAGUUGUUGUCGAGGUCAACCAAACGUCAUCUACAGGUCCCCAAAGGAGAAGCUACUGCAGAGCGAAAGAGAAAGAUGUCCACCGCGUUUUUAACACUUAUUGCCGUCAUUGUGUGCAUUCUAUUUCGCAUUCUCAAUGUGCACAGUCAACCGCUUAAGCCCAGUGUUUGGUGUCUGGAUGAACAGUUUCUAGAUUGCUUGUAUAAAAUUGCGCCGGUGCUGCGAGAGCCCUAUGUUCCGCCGAGACUGUGGGGUUUCAGUGGCCAUGUGCAGACCGUCUUGCAUAGCAUUGUGGGUCGUGUCCGUUGCCCCUGGCCUUUGGGUGAACGUGUCUAUCUUUCGUUGGGCGAUGGCUCCACGUUAACCUACGAUUUGUAUCAGCCCCUCAAGGAGCAGGAGGAUGACAUUACUGUGGCCAUUUGCCCGGGCAUUGCGAAUAGCUCGGAAUCGGUUUAUAUUCGCACUUUUGUGCACCUGGCCCAGUGCAAUGGUUAUCGCUGUGCCGUCAUGAAUCACAUUGGAGCACUGCGAACCGUUCAGGUGACCUCGACACGCAUCUUUACCUAUGGACACACUGAUGAUUUCGCUGCCAUGGUCGAGCAUCUGCAUCAGAAGUAUCAACAGAGUCGUAUGGUUGCCGUUGGCUUCAGUUUGGGUGGCAAUCUGGUUACCAAAUACAUGGGUGAAGAACAGAAGACUAAGCCGAAUAGCGUCAUUGGAGGCAUCUCCAUAUGCCAGGGGUACAAUGCUGUCGAGGGCACUAAAUGGCUGCUCAACUGGCAGAACUUCCGCCGAUUCUAUUUGUACAUCAUGACGGAGAAUGUGAAGAGCAUUAUACUGCGACAUCGUCAUGUGUUGCUCUCCGACGAGGUGAAGGCACGUCACAACCUCAACGAACGUGAGAUUAUUGCUGCCGCCACAUUGCCGGAACUCGAUGAGGCUUACACUCGGCGUGUUUACAACUUUUCAUCAACCCAAGAGCUGUACAAAUGGAGUUCGUCGCUCUUUUAUUUCGAUACUAUUGAGAAACCCAUGAUAUUUAUUAAUGCCAAGGAUGAUCCAUUGGUGCCCGUUGAUUUGCUGCAUCCCAUCAAGGAGUAUGCAACUACCCGCGUUAAGUCCGCCUAUGUGGAGGUGGCUCACGGCGGACAUUUGGGCUUCUAUGAGGGCGGAUUUUUCUACCCGAACCCAGUUACCUGGUUAGAUCGCACACUUGUUGCCAUGGUUGGAUCGCUGGUGAUGAUGCAUGCCGGUGGCAGUAAAGUGGCGACAUAAGGAGGCUACUUUCACAUGCUCUCUCUCUCACACUGAAUAUGAACUAUUAAUGCCGCAGACCUAUAUAAAAUUGAAAGAAAUGAAAUUGCUUUUUAUUUUUGCCAAAAUUCCAAGUUGCUGUCAAAACAAAAGAAUCUUAUACGAAUUAGAACACAAAAUACAUACAUAUAAAACUCGAUAUAUAUCAUAA
Molecule: messenger RNA, 1924 nt
Organism: Drosophila albomicans
Lineage: Eukaryota; Metazoa; Arthropoda; Insecta; Diptera; Drosophilidae
Gene: Hydr2
Product: abhydrolase domain-containing protein 2
Exons: 5
Coding region: 535-1734 (399 amino acids)
Biological process (GO): medium-chain fatty acid catabolic process; acylglycerol catabolic process; steroid hormone receptor signaling pathway
Cellular component (GO): sperm plasma membrane; sperm flagellum
Molecular function (GO): monoacylglycerol lipase activity; acetylesterase activity
Source: RefSeq, a predicted model, not a curated record